This is a messenger RNA of Lactuca virosa, 1809 nucleotides long. NCBI's taxonomy places the organism in Eukaryota, Viridiplantae, Streptophyta, Magnoliopsida, Asterales, Asteraceae. The record is from the annotation of a GenBank genome assembly.
AUGGUGUUACAAAAGAGGCUAGAAUAUGGAUUCAACGGUUACAAGGUGCCCCCAAUGCCUCGGGCUCCUAGAUCAGCCAGGAAAAGGGCUUCAAAAUCUUGGAAAAAGAACGAAGAUCAUAACAAUAACCGAAUGUGUGCAUUUGACUUACUAGCCACUGUUGCUGGAGAGUUAUUACAUGAAGGUGAUAAACCAAAUCAAGAAGAAAACAAAGUUUUUAAAACAGAAGAAAAAGAUUGUGAUCAAGGAAGCUGCAAUAAGAGCUUCUUUUUGUCUGAGAUUAUCUCAAAAGCUCCGGUUUCCGAUUCCGGGCCUACUUCCGGAAUCACUGUUUCCGACUUCUCCCAGAAGGCUCCAUCUGCUCCAAGAUCUGUGGAAAUUUGUAAAAUAGAAGAUAUAAACAAUAAGGAAAUGACAAACGAGGUUCCCACCAAUGGGAAGCCUCCACUUGUCAACAAUUUAGAUAGUAAUGUAAAUUUAGUUAUUAGAGAUGAUGACGAAAACUCUUGUGGAUGCACUCAAAAUAACAAGACUUUUGGGCCACCUUCACGAAUUGGUGACAGAAGAAUUAGAAGAUUAUUGGCAUCCAAACAGUGGAAAAACUGUCCAAAAUUAAACGAUGAUUAUCGUAACAAGAAAAGUUUCUAUAAACAUCAAAGAUCUUUAAGGGAUUACCCGUUCAAAAAACGAAAACUUUACCAGUUUGACAAUCCUUCCAAUUCCAAUGAAGAUGGUUCCAGUUUGGGUCCCACAUCUCAAGAUCCUGCCUUUCAAACUCAAGAUUCUCAUGUGAAACUCAAGAUCAAGUCUUUUAGGGUACCCGAGUUUUUCAUUGAAAUACCCGAAACAGCAACUGUUAGUUCUCUAAAGAGAACGGUUAUGGAGGCUGUGACUGCUAUAUUUAGUGGUGAGUUACAUGUUGGUGUGAUGCUUCAAGGGAAGAGAAUUAGAGAUGAUGAUAAAACUCUUUUACAAACGGGUAUUUGCCAUGAUAACAAGCUAGAUGCUCUUGGUUUCACUUUAGAGCCUAAUAAAUUUCAAGAUAGGUAUGUGGUGUCGCCACCUGGCACUCCCAAGUCAUUAACAAGGUAUUGUAAUGAAGUAGUAAUCCAGCAUGAUGAUGCACCCGUGACUAAUUCAAGGAACAUAAGUGAAACGAGUGGUGUUGGUGUGGAUUCACGGGCACUGGUGGCGGUUCCGGCCACCAACAGUGGUGGUGGACUGGCGGUGAGGAAAUCGAAGCAUGCUGAGGUGGCACAACGGAGGAUUCGUAGGCCGUUUUCGGUAUCUGAAGUGGAAGCUUUGGUUGAAGCAGUUGAGAAGCUUGGAACAGGAAGAUGGCGUGAUGUUAAAUUGAGAGCUUUUGAUGAUGCAAAGCACCGGACGUAUGUGGAUUUGAAGGACAAGUGGAAGACACUGGUGCAUACGGCGCGGAUAUCACCACAGCAAAGGAGAGGUGAGCCGGUCCCACAGGAGCUCCUGGACAGGGUGUUGACCGCUCAUGGUUACUGGUCAUAUCACCAAGCCAAGAACCAGUUCAAACAAACAGAAAUUUGUCGACUACUCUGAACUCUAAACUUUAAAUAAAAAUGUACAGAUUAUAAAAGUAGAUAAGUAUGGAUAAUGGAUUAUUUUUCUUCCUUUUUGUUUCGGGUUCAUGGGUUUUACUUUAGUAGUUUCUUUUGUUGUUACCAUGUAUAAAGUGACAAAAGGAAUUGGUUAGGAGGGGGGUGUGUUUUUAUUUCUGUUCUUGGUGCGACGCUUGUAAAAAUUGGGCAGUCGAUGGAAUAAAAGAUGAUUUGAGACAAA